Molecule: messenger RNA, 3402 nt
Organism: Physcomitrium patens
Lineage: Eukaryota; Viridiplantae; Streptophyta; Bryopsida; Funariales; Funariaceae
Source: RefSeq, a predicted model, not a curated record
UUCCGGAUAGGUCUUUUGUUCCAUUGCCUUAGGAUGCAACAGUCGGUAGCUAUGAUCGAUUGUUGAUCAUAUUUGUUCUGUAUAGUGUGUUAUGAGAGAGCUGGCUAUGCGCAGUUUCCGUCAGAAUUUUUGCAGGUCCAGAAUCUGGUUGUCGAAGCACGUCGUGUAAGCUAGAUUAUUGGUUGCAUUGGAACAGUCAUCUUUAGCAGACAUCUUUAAUUUUUGUUGCUUCGUGCUUUUGAUGAGAGAGAGGUUUCACAAGGUGUGCUUCUCAAUGUUUAUCGAUUUUGACCUGUUAAAGCUCGGUAGUGACAGCCAACUGACCACGUCUUAUCUGAAAUGAUGUUUUUUACUUCGAGUUUGCUGGUAUCCUCUCAUUUAGAAGCAACUUUUGCGAAGCUUUUCGAAAACAGUCAGAUGUAGAGCUCAAUGCAGAUCCAAGUGACAGUGAAUGAAUCUGAGCCAAUGUAGGUGUAGAUGCUUUCAUUCCCUUGUCCGACGGCUGGUUACGAAGCCAGAAUGUGGACACAUUUUAGUCUCCGUCAUGGAUAGGCUCAGUUAUGCAAGUGAUCGUCAAGCUCAGAUUUGAUGGUACCAGAGAUCCGUUUCCAAAGGAAGAAAUUGAUGGAGCUACGACUCCCUGUCGACUCGAUAUUGAAUCUAAAAUAGAGCAGGGAGUGUGCGAUGCUUGUUCAGCCAUCGGUUGAUUUGGUUGCACCGCAUGCGCUCCGUUAUCCUCAAGGCUGAAGAUGCACCAUAUUGGUGCAUGAAGAAUAAUUUUACAAAUCAAUUUUGUUCUCUCGUCAGCUGGCCUGUUCCGCUUUCAAGCUGAUGACAUUUGAAUCUGCAUUCUAAAUUGGAUAAUUUGAAGUAGUUGCAGAUCGAAGCGGUGCAUUGACCACACAAUAUGGACCAGGUUGAAGAUGUGAAGCGACCUGCAUCCAGCAGCAGAGAUUCUCCGUCUGAGGAUGCCAGAUCACAAGCACGAGAAUUGCUGCUAGGAGAUUCCACGGCCCUGCAAUGUCAUGACGAUUCCAGUGAUGAAGGUGAACCUCACGAGCCGAAGGUAGUUCAAUUCAAUCUAAAGUCAACUCUGAUGGGGGUGCACAUUUCAGAUGACGACGCGCAGGUGUUUUUUAGCCGACAACCCUCUAUUUCGUCUAUGAUAUCAGACAAGUUUCCCACCAGCGGAUCCGUGUCUUUGAAAUGGGAAGCAGAAUCGGGUACGCUCGAGGAGAUGGCGAAGAUCUACAGUGCAUUGUCCAUAGCGCCUCCUUCAGGCAGUAGAGAUCAUAUCGGGUGGCUGGACGCGCAGACUUCUGGCACAAAUAGCGAUCAUCCCCAACCAAGCAGCACAUUGUUGCAGCUCAAUACAGAGGGCAAAAGAGUUCCUAGUGGAUUACUCUAUCCUUGUUCAACUCCGGAAGGUAAUCAGAAUAGCUGCCUACUGAAUGCGGCACAUUUUACCUUCGACAAUAACGUACUCACUCCAGAUCUCCCAGGCGUCAGUGGAAGCAACAACUUCGCUGAGAGAAUGUUUAAGAAUUUAGUUGGGGAGUCAAGAUUGCACCGAAAGAUAUUGAGGAGCGGAUCAAACUCCAGCAGCAAGAUUGGUUCUCGCAGUGUCAGUUUUAACAUUGGCGGGGAUCUAAGGCAAUCUCCUGUGAGCACACUGGAUUGCCCAACAUCACCCUCGAAUUCAGAACGAUCGUUUCGUGGAAAAUCAAAGGAGAAGUCAUUGCGGCGUAGAAACGAUGAAAAGAAUACCUCUGCAACUCCAGUACCCGAAAGCCAAUUUGCUCAUUACUUGAUUGUGGGAGAUGCAUCCGCUGACAGUGAUGGUCUUGAAGGCCCAAGUGAAGUUGCAUGGCUUGAACCUUCACCAUGUCAUCCCGAUCUUAUAGAAGCAUAUUCUAAUCAGGGAAAGAAGAAACCAACUUACGAGCGCUGGUCGUCGAGUAGCAGAACUUGGAACAUUUCCCUAGUGCAGAAGCCUCUCAAAACAGUGUCGACUAUGGUGAGUAGGGGGCAUCAGAAGGGGUCUCAUCGGAGCAAAGAUGGACUCACACCAAUAUCGCUGACCAGUAGCUACGAUGGGAGUUCAUCGAUCAGUUCCAGAAAGGUUAAGAAAGGCUCGCGGUCAGAUUUGAACUCAGGGCGAAGCUGGUUUGGAUCAAGCAGAGGGAGCUCCAUGUGGGCUUGUUCUGGUCGGUUACAAAUGGAGGUCGCAGUGGAGCCUGAUCUGCUCGAACCGGACAUGGAACAAGCGAAGAAAGUGAGAAACACACAACAGCAGCAUGCUCAGGCGAAAACAGAUGAAGAUGAAUUCCCUUUCGACAAUCCCAUUGCCUCCUCGUUCGUCUUUCAUGAGGCCGACAAAUCGCGGACUCCACCUAAAACUGACGAAACCACUGUUCAGAAAUCCGCCAUGUCCACUGAUUCGGAGAGCGAAGACCUUCAAUUAAGUGACCAUUUUCAGGACCUGGAGGAUGGCUCCAUUUCAGAUAGCGAAACAUCACAUUCCUUUUCGUUAGACAGUGAAGUACAGAUUUCUGUGCUGGACCAACCACCGCAAUGGGUUCCAACUCGAAAAAUCGAUUAUGUAAAAGAAGUGGUUGAUAGCAUUGGAUUGUCUAACAGAGCCCUUAGUGGCUUAUCUUCGAAAGCCUUAAGCGGGUUUCUUGAGAUAAGUAGAUCGGGAAGGUAUGGUGAUGACAUGCAUCGGGGUCAAAAUUUGGACACGGCGCAGCAUUCGCAAAGCCUUGAUGUCAGGCUAAGAAUAUUCAAGUCAGAGAAAUCAUGGAGACGAUUUAUGUUGUCACCCUGCUUGCCUUUUCUGCACAAAUCGCACAAGCAUGUACCCAGAAUUCAACAAGUGCCUGUGGCGGUUUCUAGCCGGAGGCUACAACCUGUUAACAGCUUCACUGCCCGGCUGGGUCGGGUCACGGAGAAUCCCACCCUUUCUGGCCAAUCCCACUCGAAAUAAAUGCAGUCUAUGAAGAUCUUCUCUAGAGGACGUGGCUCGCCUGUGUCGUUUCCGGACAUUCAACAUAGACAAUGAACGGGGUUUCGUGAAGCGGAUUACGUAUAGCUUCUCCUUAACUGGUUUCCAGCGCAUCUGUUCCUGUUCCUGUUACUGCAUGUUACGACAAGACUGGAGCUGGAAAGACCAAGCCGGAGUUUGCUGCUGCUGGAAAGUACUCGGCCAUUUAAAUAUUAGGAUUAGCAAUGGAAUCUGUAUCAGUAAAGGCACAGGUUGUACAAUGGUUAUUGUUUCCAUAGUUGAAUUUGGCACAGAAGCUGUGAUUGUGGUUGCUUGGCGCCCGCUUCUACUUGGCCAUUGCCGAGUUCAUGGCACCCACCAUAAUCAAACACAUGGUACUUACUCAUCAUUGAAAUCAA